AUGGAGGCUCGCUGUGAUCCGACGAACCGUUGCUAUACGCUGUACCGAGCUGACGGAACAGUACAAAGAAAGGGCUGCACCCGUAACUGCCAAGGGGAAACGGCCGGAAUUUACAACGGACGAUGCGACGAGUGCUUCCACAGCCUUUGCAAUCGUGACGCCGGCCGCAGCAAUAUUGGCGGUGGUGCCGUCGCAAAUUCGCAGCCCUAUCAAAACAACGGAAACUCGGGCAUCGGCGGCGGCGCCUACCCUAAACACCAUCACCCGUGGGGCGCCGGCAGCAUCCCAACGAUUUUCGGCUCGCUUUUGGUGCUAAUCGCGCGGCUCUUG
Molecule: messenger RNA, 330 nt
Organism: Mesorhabditis spiculigera
Lineage: Eukaryota; Metazoa; Nematoda; Chromadorea; Rhabditida; Rhabditidae
Source: the annotation of a GenBank genome assembly